Molecule: messenger RNA, 357 nt
Organism: Amorphotheca resinae ATCC 22711
Lineage: Eukaryota; Fungi; Ascomycota; Leotiomycetes; Helotiales; Amorphothecaceae
Exons: 3
Coding region: 1-357 (118 amino acids)
Cellular component (GO): cytosol; nucleus
Molecular function (GO): DNA binding
Source: RefSeq, a predicted model, not a curated record
AUGGAAGACGAUGAUCUAGCACAAAUCAGAAAAGCCAGGCUCGAGCAGCUCAAGGCUCAAGGCGGAGGUGGAGGAGGCGGGGCGGAAGCGCGCCAAUCCAUCCUCAACCAGAUCCUCGAGCCCGAAGCGGCAGACAGACUCGGAAGAAUACGUCUGGUCAAAGAAUCGCGCGCGGUGGACGUGGAGAAUAGACUGAUCAUGCUGGCGAGGUCGGGACAGCUAAGGCAGAAGGUGACAGAGGAGCAAUUAAAGGAGCUGCUGAAUGCGGUGGCCGAGAAGAAAGAGGAAGAGAAGAUUGUGGUUAGUAGAAGGAAGGGAGGCUGGGACGACGAGGAUGACGAUCUGUUUGACUUGUGA